Messenger RNA from Aspergillus niger, 705 nucleotides. RefSeq lists its product as uncharacterized. Lineage: Eukaryota; Fungi; Ascomycota; Eurotiomycetes; Eurotiales; Aspergillaceae. Bases 1 to 705 code for a protein of 234 amino acids. The record is from RefSeq and is a predicted model, not a curated record. The transcript has 3 exons.
AUGGGGGGACAAAAAAGUGGGGAGGAGGUAGAGGAGGUAACUAGAGCGAUAGAUAAGCCACUCGGUGGCUCACGUGGGUGGAGUGAUAAGGUGGUCACAGGGAGGGAGGGAAGGUGUGGGUUAGUUGGCCAAGUCCGGAAGCUGAUGGUGGGUGGGAAGGCGAGAGAAAUUCAAGGCACAUUCAAGUCGAUUGGCAAUGUGAGUCUUCAAGAGCAAUCUAGCAAACCGGGAGCUAUUGAGCACCCAUCCUGGAAGGCCGAGGAUACAAGAUGGGAGAAACACGGAACAAAGCAGACGAGGAUGAUGGAAGAUGGAGGGAGAGAGUUCAUGGGGAAAGAAGAGCCACAGCUUUCGGUGGACAGGCGAACCUUAUCGGCAGCUGAUCCCGGAGUGGGUCUUGUCACGGGUCCGACGCAGAUGCGAAACGUAUACAGAUGGAAUAUUGGUGUAAUUAAAGCUAGACUAGAUGGUGCUUCAGACCAGUCAUGGGAUACAUCCAGUUACCCUCAGCCCUAUUCUUCUUCAGGCCGUGGCAGUUCUCACUCUUCAAAUCACCCCCGAGAGAGCCUUGCUCCCAGGGCGACUCAGCAAAUAAACCCUCUUUUUUUAUCGCUCGCUCCAUCCAACGCCGCGCCAGAAGAAUACCGACCAGUGAAAAGGGGGAAAAAAGAAGAAGAAAGAAACACACAACAUGUCAAGCACUAG